Molecule: messenger RNA, 1149 nt
Organism: Humulus lupulus (European hop)
Lineage: Eukaryota; Viridiplantae; Streptophyta; Magnoliopsida; Rosales; Cannabaceae
Exons: 2
Coding region: 1-1149 (382 amino acids)
Source: RefSeq, a predicted model, not a curated record
AUGAAUCAUCCAAACGGCAGAAUUAUUGUGGCUUGGAAUCCUAGAAGUUUUGAUGUGAGUAUUCAAGGAAGCUCAAGUCAAUGGAUGCAUUGUAUUGUGGAAGCCAAAACUGGUGAGAAGUUUGAACUCACUUCAGUGUAUGAAUUCAAUGUUGUUAAAGGAAGAGAGAGUUUAUGGAGUGAUUUGAAAAAAAUUAAGAUUGAAGUUAAAUUCCCUUGGCUUGUGUUGGGGGACUUUAAUGCUAUCUUGUCAACUGAAGAUAGACUUCGUUACACUGGAGAUGGCUCGGAUUUAUUUCCUUUUCAGAACUGUGUUCAGUAUUGUGGCCUUGAAGAUGUUAAGUUUUCUGGUUCCUUUUUUACUUGGAACAAUAAACAAGAAGGAAAAGCUAGAGUUUAUGCAAAGAUUGAUCGGGUUUUAGCUAAUGAUCACUGGCGUGAGCUGUUUGAGGCUGCUGAAGUGAGUUUCUUGCUGGAGGGAGAUUUUGAUCACUAUUUCCAUCAGAAAGUAGCUCAAAGUAGGGAGGAAGAGGUUCAUGGGAACCCAAUGUAUAGGCUGGUUGUGAAAUUGAAGAGGUUAAGAGCUGUUUUGAGAUUGAUUAAUAAAGAAGGGAAAGGUGAUGUGUUUGUUAAAGAGACAGAGUCCUUUGCUGAGUUGAUCAAAGCUCAAGAGAAGAUUAGAGAGCACCCAGGUGACAUCUCCUUUAUCCAUGAAGAGAUUACAGCCAGGAAAAAGUAUGUUGAGGCUCAUGAGGAUAUGUUACAAUUUCUUAAGCAGAAAGUGAAAAUUCAGUGGUUGAAAGAAGGGGAUCAAAACACGAAACUGUUUCAUAAUAGUAUUAGAAGCAGAAGAAUUCAAAAUGCAAUCUAUUCUACUUGGGAUCUUCAAGGGAAUCGCCAUGAUACUCAAGAUGGAGUGAGCCUUGCUUUUCAAGAGUAUUAUUCUGACUUGUUGGGAAUGAAAGUGGCGAGCAGGAAGUCUGUGAUUGCUAGUAUUGUUCAAGAAGGGCAGGUUAUUUCGGAGAGUCAAGCUGAGUUCUUGGUAAAGAGAUUUACCGAAGCUGAGGUCAAGGCUGCAGUGUACUCGAUUCCAAAUGAUAAGGCUCCAGGACUUGAUGGGUACAGCAGCGCUUUUUUCAAGCAUACUUAG